Hemisphaericaspora subhashii is the source of this 1092-nucleotide messenger RNA. RefSeq names its product ubiquitin-protein ligase peroxin 2 (gene PEX2). Gene Ontology annotation, molecular function: zinc ion binding. The transcript is spliced from 2 exons. Gene Ontology annotation, cellular component: peroxisomal membrane. The record is from RefSeq and is a predicted model, not a curated record. The coding region runs from base 1 to 1092 and encodes 363 amino acids. Gene Ontology annotation, biological process: protein import into peroxisome matrix. NCBI's taxonomy places the organism in Eukaryota, Fungi, Ascomycota, Pichiomycetes, Serinales, Debaryomycetaceae.
AUGAUUCCAAUAUCUUAUCCAUCACCAAGAGUUAGUCAGUUAGAUGCAAGUAUCUUAGACAGUGAAUUAUUCACAUUAUUAAAAGAACAAUUAUCAUCAAUAUUUCAAUUACAUAAUAACAGUAAAUAUUCAUUUGGUCAACACCCAGAAUUAUAUUCACUUUUACUUAACUUGGUAAUAUUCAGACAAACCAUUUGGAAAUCAGGCUCUUCAUAUGGUUUAUCUUUACAGAAUUUAAGAUUAACUGAUAUUAAGAAUGGUAAGAUAAUUGGUAAUUCAAAAAGAGGAUUAUUAUUAGCAGUAUUGAUAUUACAAUAUUUAUAUGGAAGAUUACAAACAUAUCUUUAUGGAUUUGAUGAAAGUAUAGAAGAGGGUACAUCCAGUAAUUCGAUAUCUACCAAACUAAAAAAUUAUUUGGUUAGCAAUAGAUCCUUAAUAUUGAAUAAAAUCGAUAAUACGUUAAAACUUGCCAAUUUGAUAAAUUUCACAGUAUUCUUAAUCGAUGGGAAAUAUCCAUCUGUUGUACAUAGACUAUUUGGGAUAAUGGGACACGCACCUACAAUUACCCCAUAUACUAAUUUACCUAUUCAUGAAUGUGCAAUUUGUCAUGAUAACAAUAACCAAGCUUCACUGACUGGGGCAAGAACUUUCCCAUCUGCGGGCCCAGUGACGAAUCCGUAUAUUACUAAUUGUGGACAUAUAUAUUGUUAUGUAUGUAUUGCUGCUCGUUUCAAUAUGAUAAGUAAAGGUGGAGAAGAUUUACCGUGUCUUCGAUGUGGACAGAGACUUGAAUGGUUCCAAGAAUUAGAUUCAGAUGAACAAGCAAUUGACAAGGAUGCUAUUACCAUAGCAAAUGAGCAAGAAGAAGACGAGGUAGAUGAGGUGGAUUUUGAUGAUAAUGAGAGUAUUGUGAGUGACGAUGAUGGCAACCUUACUCCAUAUGACCCAGGACAUCUUCUGACCAGUAGAAUAGAUAGACAGAUGAGUUCAGUGUCAGCUAUCUUUGAUGCUGAUAGUCAUGAGUCGACAUCUAGUGAAGGAGAAUUUAGUGAAGAGGAAGAUUUUGAAGAAGAAGCUGCUGCAUUUAUGUAA